AUGUACGAAUUGUCGGACCAAGCCGGCCCGGACGCCGCAGUCGACGCCGGCGCCAAGCGCGAUGUCAAGAACCCGGUCGUGAACGAGCGCUCGAAGCGCAAGCGCGACAAGUUCAAGGCGGCCGCCGACGGCGAGUGGACGCAGUGCAUGUUCAAGCUCGAGCGCAAGGCCCGCUACUGCAACGUGGCCCGCGUCGCAGGCUCGCUCUACUGCGGCAACCACAUUGAGCGUGAUGAAGGCGUCGUCAGCAACAAGUCGAAGAAGUUCAAGGCCGAGAUGCGGCAGCGUGUCCCUUGCACGCUCGACCCGUCGCACACGGUGUACCUCUACGACCUCAAGAAGCACUUGGUGGUCUGCAACAAGCUCAAGGAAGCCGAGGCCAUGCAGGCGCUGCCGUACUUUUCGCGCAAUAUCAACUCGGGGUCGCACGCCGCCGCGCCGCAAGAUAACACCGAUGUCAGCGUCGAUGAGCCCGACAAUGAGACGGAGGAGAACAGCCAUGAAGCGCCGUCGGCGGCGCGCCAAGCGUCCAUCUUCCAAAUCCUGGCAAAAAUGGACUACACCGCCUUUGCUGCCAAGGUUGAGGCCGCGUAUGCCAAGGCCGUUGGCUCGAUCCCGACCGAGACGCUCAAGCACGACGCGUGCACCAAGCUCCUCGUGGAGAAGGAAGCGACUGGCGCGUCGCACGGUGCGCUGCGCCACAUCCAGCAGCAGGCGUCGAUCAUCGGCCACAUGGAGCGCAAGAGCCUUCUGCACAAGUCGUUUACGUACAUGGAGCUCGGCGCGGGCCGCGCGAUGCUGUCGCUUGCGCUCACGCAGCUGUACCCGGCGUCGCCGUUCAUUCUCAUAGAUCGCGCCGGCACGCGGGGCAAGGCCGACCAGUACAUUGCGACGGAAAGCACGUGCACGCGCGCCAAAAUCGACAUUCGGCAUCUGAACCUCGCGGGCAUGAAGGAGGCGACCGAGACGCCGCUCGUGUGUCUCUCCAAGCACCUCUGCGGCGUUGCGACCGACCUCUCGCUGCGAGCGCUCGCGACGACGCUGCCACCAGUCCAAGCCAACGCGAUGAGCCCGCACCUGCACGGUCUUGCGAUUGCGCUCUGCUGCCACCACGCGUGCAGCUGGGACGACUAUGUCAACCCGACGUACCUCGAAGAGCUCGGCUUCUCAGCCGCGGACUUCAAGGUGCUCGUCUCGCUCUCGGGCUGGGCGACGUGCGGCAUGGGCACUGAAGGCGACGCCGUCGAGACGGUCCUUGGCUGGAGCCGGGAGAAGCGCACGGCUCUCGGCCGCAAGAGCAAGCGCGUCAUCGAUAUGGGCCGGGUUCUCUACCUGCGCGCGCAUGGCAUGCACGCCGAGCUCGUGCACUACUGCGAAGAAACCGACAGCCUCGAAAACUGCCUCCUCCUUGCCUCGCGCCCGCCGGCGAGCGCUUAG
Molecule: messenger RNA, 1437 nt
Organism: Saprolegnia parasitica CBS 223.65
Lineage: Eukaryota; Oomycota; Saprolegniomycetes; Saprolegniales; Saprolegniaceae
Exons: 8
Coding region: 1-1437 (478 amino acids)
Biological process (GO): tRNA methylation
Source: RefSeq, a predicted model, not a curated record